Vespula vulgaris is the source of this 6224-nucleotide messenger RNA. RefSeq names its product protein yippee-like 1 (gene Ypel). Lineage: Eukaryota; Metazoa; Arthropoda; Insecta; Hymenoptera; Vespidae. The coding region runs from base 2389 to 2751 and encodes 120 amino acids. The transcript is spliced from 5 exons. The record is from RefSeq and is a predicted model, not a curated record.
CUCUCUCUCUCUCUCUCUCUCCUCUCUCUCUCUUUUUCCUUGGACAAAUCGCGGAAAUAAAUGAAACGAUCGACCUAUCUAACGUAUCCGCCGUCCAUCUUCUCUAAUUCCUUUUGCAAUAAAUCGAUCCCGUAUACACACAAACGGAAAUAUACAUAUUCUAAGCGCCUUCGUCGUCGCGUAGAGAUAAGUUUAACUCGUUUAUGAAAAUCGAUAUGGCGUAUGACUGGUGCAUACAUACAUAGAACAAUACGUCCUAUACAUCGGUAUCAUUUUCGACAUGCAAUUCGAGACGUACACAUACACACAAAUAAAUAAAUACAUACAUACAUACAUACAUACAUACAUACAUACGUACAUACAUACGUAACACGUUUGUGACGACAGGUUUGAAAUCCUUCAGUUACGAAAUACGAUUUUUAUUUCUUUUCUUUUUCGCGAAUCGAUAACAUUGUACGGAAGAAAUAAUUCGAAAAUCAUUUCAAACUACGAUUAGCGAGCUUUCUUUCUUCUGUAGUAGCCCAACGUCUAAACCUGAUAUAGGUACCUCUACGAACGCAUAAUGUUGAAUAAUCGAUAUGUUAAAUAAAAAGAAUUUCAUUUAUAAAACCCCAUUUUUUAUUUAUCGAUAUCGAUUAACGAUGAGACUAACUUUUUUUAAAUUGUUAUCAUCAUCAUCAUUAUUUAUUUAUUUAUCUAUUCACUAUUUUUAUUAAUGCACAUCUAUGCAAAAAAUGAAAUAGCUCUUCGCCAUAUUUGAUCGAUGCGUUUGAAACAUCCCGAUAUGAAUACGAACAUUUUUUUUAUCGUUUCUUCAUUAAAAUCAUGACCUUUCGUUCCUAUUAGUCUCUCUAUUUUUGCUAAAAUUUUUUUCUCAGAUAGAUUUUAUACACUUUAAUUAAUGAGAAAGUUGAAUGUUCCUGCUAGCGUCAGAUGGAUUUUAAAUGGAAGAACCAUAAAACCCGUUAGAUGAUCAUCAAUGAUUUUAAGCGUCUCUUUCAACAAUCCAUUUCCUCAAUAAAAGAUGCACUCGAACGUGCAUUGAGAUAUUAGAAACUAUGACGAAAAACUUGGCAAUCGUCGUUGCUUUCGUCGGUUCGUCGUUCGUGCAUGACCUUCGCAACGAGAUCGCAUUCUUUUUCUAGGGCGCAUUGCCAAUGCGAAUGGUCGAUGCGGAGGCAUAAAAAAGAAUAAUUAAGCAAACUGAAUGAAAGAAAGAGAUACAUAGAGAUAGAUAUAUGGAACAAAUAGAAAACUGAUUUUGAGAUUAAUUCGUAUCCUAUUUAUAUAUGUAUAUAUAUAUAGAAAGAUAUAUAUAUGUUAUAAGAUGCAACGCAUUUCCAUUCGUUUCUUUACCUUGUAAACAUCGAGUCGUAAUAAUGGAACAGGUGCUGUUACCAACGCACACACACACGCAGAAAUACAUACAUACAUACAUACAUACAUAAAUUUAUUUACGUGCAUCGUUGAAGAAUUGCAAGAACAUCGGAGAAGCGUAUACAAGAUAGCAACCGCGCGCGUGUCCUGUCUCUAUGUGGGUGUGUGUUCGUCUUUAUGUGUGCGUGUGUGUAUAUGUUUUUUGUGUAUAUGUACGUGUAUUAUAUUCACGUUGAUCGCAAUAGAAAUCCGUGUUAAUACGUAGGUAGGGAUAAACGGGUGGGGCAAGUUAAUGCGUAACGCUAUCGUUACGUGUUUUCUCUCUUUCUCUCUCUCUAGAUAUAUAUAUAUAUAUAUGUAUGAAUAUAUAUAUGUAUGUAUAAUAUGUAUGUAUAUAUAAAGAAAAGAAAGAGCUAAGAAAAAUUGUUUACCACUGGACGGUCCCGAUCGAAUGAACCUUCUCUUUUACACACUUAUAUUUCCAUAUAACAUAAAUGUGCAUUUAAACGUGGUGCAGUAGUGCCGACGCGUGAGAUCUCUCUGGAGGGCCUUUAUUAUAUCAAACUCUUGUGUCCCCGAACCGGCGCUGUCUGAACCAGCUCAACAGCUGAUCGGAGUACGAAGCGGCGGUGAACGGGGCCACUAUUGCACCACCACCCCGCAUAUUUGCAAGAGAUCGGAACCGAUAUAAUCGUUGAGGAGUAACGAGAGAUCUUAAAGGUCACGUUCGAAAGAAGUUGUGGGAGAUUGAAAGAAAGAGAGAGAAGUGAAAAGAAGUGAGAGAGAUAACGAGAGGAAUCAAGAAAAGAAUCAGUAACAGAAAAGAGACGGAGAUAGAGAUCAGCAGGGUGAGAACAUAAGAGGGAAAAAAAAAAAACAGAAAAGAAAAUUGAAGAAAAAGAAGAGGAGGAACAAAAAGAAGAAGAAAAAGAAAAAGAGGGAGGAGGUGUGUCGUAAAAUACAGGGGGUGACAGAAACAAAGAAUUUUUUUAUUCGCUUGGACACGGCAUCAUGGUCAAAACUUUCCAAGCGUAUCUGCCCUCCUGUCAUCGCACUUACUCGUGCAUUCACUGCCGUGCUCACCUCGCCAAUCACGACGAACUCAUCUCUAAGGUGAGCUCUCUCUAUCAGUCCUUCCAAGGCAGUCAAGGCCGUGCCUAUCUCUUCAAUUCUGUGGUAAACGUGGGUUGUGGUCCUGCCGAGGAACGCGUACUCUUAACCGGCCUUCACGCGGUCGCCGAUAUUUACUGCGAGUGCUGCAAGACUACUCUCGGCUGGAAAUACGAGCAUGCCUUUGAGUCGAGUCAAAAGUACAAGGAGGGCAAGUUCAUAAUCGAGCUCGCCCACAUGAUCAAGGAGAAUGGAUGGGAAUGAAACCUUCUUAGGGGAAAUUUCGAUUAAUAUUCCCCCUGAUCUUGAAUCGCUCGCGUCGAACUUCGUUCAUUGAUGAUGAUGGUGAUGAUGAUGAUGAUGAUAAUGAUGAUAAUGACGAUGAUGAUGAUGAUGCCUCCUACUACGACGACGAAGAUGACGAUUAUAACGACGACGAAGACGACGAUUACGACGAUGACGACAAAGAGGAAAACGUCUUCGUUCUAAUAUCGUAAAGUGCGGCUCAUCUUCAACCAUCCACUCCCAUUUCCCUUCCUCUCCUUACUCCCUUUUACCCUCAUUAUUCCUCCAUCCCUCGCCAUUUUCCCAAGUUCAAGCGAACCCAAAACCCCCCUCUUCACUCUGUCGAACCACCAACGAAAGUCUGUGAUUUCAUUUGUGAUUUCUAAUCUUAGUAACGUUUAUGUUUCGGACAAUUCGACGGCUUCGAAUACGACGAGGACGAGGACGAGGACGAGGACGAGGACGAGGACGAGGACGACAAGGACGCAACCGAUUUUUGUUUUUUCCGAUCGACUCGAACGACGAGCGAUGACAUCGGUGAAUGAUCCGCACUGCGUAUGCGGAUCGAUCUCCGAUAUAUAUUAAUUGUGUAAAGAAAUUUUAUUUUUCAAAAGGACGCGCGCGCACGCUCACUCUACGCGCUCGCGCGAUAUACAUACAUACAUACAUACAUACAUAUUAUAUAUAUAUAUAUAUAAAUAUAUAUAUAUAUAGAUUAUUAAAUAAAACGACGAUAUGACAUCGCGCGAUUAUGGUGAAUAUGAUGACGACGAUGGUGCCAUGGUGGAAACAACAACAACAACAACAACAACAGUAAUAAUAAUUAUAAUAAUUAUAAUAAUAAAGGGACCGGAUAGCUCUGUUCGACCUCAGGGGUGCCCCUCCCCUCCCUCAUAUUUUCACUCACAUUAUUCUGUCGUUCGAUCCAACGACAACGACGACGACAACCGACAACAAGCAAGCAAACAAGCAAGCAAGCAAGCGUCGUGUCCGUAUAGAUAUAAUAUGUUAAGAAAUAAACGCGUGUGUGUGUGUGGGGCACCCCGAGGAGAAUAUCAGCUUUUAGAAAUCCGUUAUCCGCACUCGAAGUCAAUGCUUUUAAGUGCUGCAACGGAUAUGAUUAAAAAAGAAGAAACGACAAAAGAGAAAAAAUAAGCAAGAACAAAAGGAAAAGGAAAAGGGGAGGAAAAGUAAAGUAAUAAUAGAUAAAGAUAACAUAUAACAACAACACACACGUCGCUGGACUGACCGCCUGCCUGCCGCGUCUAUCAUUGGAAUUUCACUGCCGAUAUUCCUAACUAUUAAUUAAGAAGAAUUAUUGCGUUGUGCAUAGACGACGCGAAAAAAAAUGGUAGUCUCUUAGUGUAGCUUACGUUUAAUAGUAUAUUAACUAAAAAAGAAAAAAAGCCUAUAUUACAACAUUAUAGGACACCUCUCGUGGAUGAUAGAAUAUAAGUAAUUAAGUAAAAGUAAUGAAGGGAUGAGUGAGAAAGAAAUUGCAUGAAAAAAGAGAGAGAGAGAGAGAGAGAGAGAGAGAGAGAGAGAGAGAGAGAGAAAGGGAGAUAGGUAGAGAUAGAGAUAUAUGGAGAGAAGAAAAAGGUCUGGUUAUGUGUUGCGUGUACAUGUUUGAUUUUAUGUUCACCAUGCCUGCCAAACUGUCUAUUUGUCUACCAGUAGCUACUACUGUUACUAGGAAUAUUAUAGCGUAUAUAACAUGUUCACGUUUAUGUUAAUUUUGUUUUCUUUCAUCGGCUCUUGCAGGGUGUGGUGCGACUGAAUCUUUUAUUGUAAUACCACUGGACUGCGCCUUCCUAUGCACGCACUAUAAUAAUACGUUAAAAAAAAAAUUAUGGAACAAGACAAUUGCUCAUUACUUUUAACGUCGAUCUCAAUUGUAAAUAUUAAAUAAGAUUCUGUAAUAUCAUGAGUGAUUUUACGAAAGCAGCAUUUUCGUUCUGCUCAAAAGUAAAAAGAAAAAGAUAUACAUAUGUGUGUAUAUAUAUAUAUAUAUAUAUAUAUACGUAUAUAUAUAUGUGUACAUAUAUAUGUAUACGUAUAUGUACGGUAAUUGAUCGUGUGAGAGACGAUAAAUUUUCUUUAUUAUCGUAAUAACAUCAUGGCUGGACGUGUAAAAAAAAAAAAAAGAAAAAAAGAAUAAUAAUGACACAGUGACAUUUCUAACGUAAUUUUCGUUUUCUUUUAACGCAUCGCGAAUUGUUUGUUAGUGAGAAUAAAAUAUAAUACGUUCUCAAUAUAAUUUAUAAUCUCUUCUUCUUUUUUUUUUUUCUUUCUUAUUUCUUUUUCUUUCUUUUUUUUUUCGCUUUGUUUUGUACGUAGCUUCCAGUAAUAGUUAUCUUGUUUCGUCGAACAAUGAUAUGAUACAAAUAUUCUCUACAGAUGUAACUAUCAGAAUUAUUUUGCGAGAUAUUCAUCGUAUAUACAUACGUCGUUGAGAAAAACAAUAAAAAAGAAAAAAAAAAGACACAAAAAAAAAGAGAAAGAAAAAAAAACAAAGUAUUUUCUUCGCUCGUAACAUACAACAGAGAAAAAAAGAUUAUAUGAAAUUCGUACCUAUGCACAUUCUCUCUUCAUAGGAUCGACAAAAGUUGUGUAGUAAAAGAUUAAUGUUUAUCGAUGCUGAUCAACGUGCAUGCGUUCUUAGAAAUCAUGACACCGUUAGAUAUAUGCAUUUACGCGGGAUAAAAACGCGACACCGGCCAAAUUCUUCUAAUCGUCAACAAAAUCGUGGACCUGAAGGUAGCAAUGUUAUAAUGGAAGAUAUAAGACGUAUUUAAUUUGUAUUUUUAGCAAAGGAAAAAAAAAAAAAUAUGUACCAAUCAAAAAAAAAAAAAGAGAAAAAAAAAGAACAAAAAAAAAAGAAGACGAAAAAAAAAACUUGUCGAGAUGCGAAAAGAAAUUGUACAGAAUUUGUCACGUCGUUUAUCGUGGUAUUUUUUUUAUAAGUAUACAUCGAGAAAUACAAAAUAUCGGGCAUGUUAAAGCAAACUUGCAAGAAAAAGAAAUACAAAACCUAAAGCUUCUUCUGAAAGGGGUUCUGUUAAAUGCAUACAUAUGAAAGUGGCAGUAUAUUCGUGUGUAUGUUGUGAAACAACAAUAGAAAAGAAAAUUGCAAAAAAAAAAAAGAAAAGAAAAGAAAAGAAGAGAAAAAAGAAGAAAUAAGAAAAUGGUUGAAUGAAUGUGCCGGCCUAAAUCCUCACGCUAUCUUUUAAAGAGUACUUUUUAUAUCAACGUGCCGAUGUCCUUAUAUCUGCACUCCUCCGAAAAUCCUUGUUAAAUUGUACCCAGCGACACUAACUCUUGUAGUUCUUCAGCCUCCACCCAACAUUCACCACUACCACCAUCACACGAUUUUGCUUUGUAAAACAUGUUCGUAAUAAAAAAGAAAUGGAAAAAAAAUUAAUAAAAAAUAAAAAAAAUCAAAAAGAAAGAAA